AGAAGACGAGCUUCUGAAAGUCGAAAGUAUGGCAUGCCAACAAUUUCAUGGCGCGCCGAGGCGCCCUUUUCUCUCAUUGUUUUUCUCAUUUUUGUUCUUGACUUCGUUGUUAGGAAGCGCGACAGCAUUGACUCCGGCGCGAAGGGUUGCAGAUGCGGAGUUGGAUAAAGAUGUAGAAGCAAUGAUUGCGCGGGCAACAACAGGCGAUCAAUAUUUGUUGGGUGUUGGAAAGGCAGAUAUCACUGGACCUGUUGUUGAGCUCAACUUCAUGGGUUAUGCAUCCCUUGGUCAGAUUGGGACAGGCCUUAGACAGAGAAUCUACUCCCGUGCUUUCAUCAUUGGGAGCGUAACAAAUCCCGAAGACCGUUUUGUAUACCUUGUUAUCGACACUGCAAUGGGAGACACAGCAAUCCGCUACGGCAUUCUUCAAGGUCUUGCAAAUCUUGGAUCCGGGUAUUUGAUGUACAACCAAAGCAACGUUGCUGUGACUGGAACCCACCAACAUUCCGGGCCUGGAGCUUGGUUGAACUAUCUUUUGCCCCAAGUUACGAGUCUUGGGUUUUCGAAACAGAGUUAUCAGGCAAUUGUUGAUGGAUCGGUUCUUUCGAUUCAACGGGCCCACCAAAGUCUUGCACCUGGCACUUUGAGUUACGCAGAUACGAAUAUCACGGACGCGAACAUCAACAGAAGUCUUUAUGCCUAUCUCCAGAACCCGGCGGAUGAACGAGCUAAAUAUGAUGCUACUGUGGACACGACUCUCACCAUGUUGCGAUUCAAGAGAGCUUCAGAUGGCCUGAAUACUGGAGUUUUGUGCUGGCAUAGCGUUCACGGAACCUCUAUGCUUGAGAACAACACCCAUGUGACAGGAGACAACAAGGGUGUGUCCAGUUACUUGUUUGAGGAAGCAAUGAAAAGUGAUCAGUCUGCUGCUCCAGGAUUCGUGGCAGCUUUCAGCCAAAGCAGCGUCGGUGACACUUCACCCAACGUUCUUGGAACUUGGUGUGAUGCUACUGGAGAGCAAUGUGAUUUCGAGCACAGUACAUGCGGUGGUACUACCCAGGACUGCCACGGACAUGGACCGGAAUACCAGAAGCUUGACUUGGGCGUAGCGAGCUGCUACGAAAUUGGCAGACGGGUGUAUGCUGGAGCCAAGACACUCUAUGAUAAUUUCGAUAGCCAGGCGACAGCUGUAACAGACCCCAGCGUCAGAUUUUACCAUUUCUUCAACGACAUGCAAUGGUACAGCUUCCCUCUUCCCAAUGGAACAGUUGUCCAAACCUGCCCCGCCGCCAUGGGACGAUCCUUCGCAGGUGGAACCACCGACGGACCUGGAGCCUUCGACUUCGUGCAAGGCGACAACUCCUCCAUGGCACAGAAUCCCUUCUGGACCGUUGUGUCCGACCUCCUCACCACUCCCACGCAAGAGCAAGUCGACUGCCAAUACCCCAAGCCAAUCCUCCUCGACGUUGGACAGAUGCACGAACCAUACGACUGGAGUCCCAAUAUCGUCGACAUCCAAAGCUUCCGCGUUGGCCAGCUAAUCAUGAUCAUCUCCCCUUCCGAAGCGACGACUAUGACAGGCCGCCGCUGGAAAGCCGCCGUCGCAGAAGCGGCAACCAGUAAAUCCAUCGUGACCAGCACGCCUAAGGUCGUUCUCGGUGGACCAGCAAACACUUACGCCCAUUACGCCACUACACCGGAGGAAUACAACGUCCAACGAUAUGAAGGAGCAUCUACUUUGUAUGGGCAAUGGGAGUCCUACGCCUAUAUCCACCUUUCAACUUCCAGCAUCGGAUACCUCGCAGCAGGCGCCGGCCAGCCCGCACAAGGCACCCUCCCACCAAAUAAUGUCAACAACUCCCUCAGCUUUAUCUCCGGCGUCGUCUAUGACAACCCCCACCUCUUCACCUCCUUUGGCGACGUCCUCACGCAGCCAAAAGCCAGUUACAGCAUAGGAGACGUCGUAAACGCCUCUUUCGUUGGCGCCAACCCACGCAACAAUCUCCGCUUGGAGGGCACAUUCGCCACGGUCCAGCAGCAGGUAAACGGCAACUGGACGACGGUGCGAGACGACCAUGAUUGGCAUCUCGAGUAUACGUGGGUUAGAGAUGAUAGCUUGUUAGGGAGUAGCCAUGUGGUGAUUAGUUGGGAAACGGAGUCUUAUACGACCGCGGGCACAUACAGGAUUGUGUAUAAUGGGGAUGCAAAGGCGCCGGUUACGGGGAAGAUUAGUGCGUUUACGGGGACGAGUAGUACGUUUACUGUAUCCUAGUCUGGCUGAUUGGGAGGGAAUGGGACGGCUUGUAAUUAGGUUUUUGAUUGUCAUAAGGGUAAUGAAUAUUGUUAAUGUCCUAAGGGGUUUGGUUCAUGUUUAACGAAUUAUUAGUCUACUCCAAAUCCUGCCGGCGCACAUAGAAGUCUCUAUAAAUUCCCCAAGUUGGAAAGCACAUUCAUAUCCACUGGACCACUGCGAAUAUUCAGCGCACCAGGCGUUUAGGGAAACAACCAAAUUACAAACUGCGAAAGUUCGAUCUUUUGUAGACCAUUGGAAGAAGAUUUCCCCAUCAAACUUUCAAAUUGGAAUGUAAUCUUACAUUGGUACCAGAGAAUUGCCAACACCAACUCCUGCCGUGCCAGAAGCCUCC
Messenger RNA from Hyaloscypha bicolor E, 2645 nucleotides. RefSeq names its product Neutral/alkaline nonlysosomal ceramidase. Gene Ontology annotation, biological process: long-chain fatty acid biosynthetic process; sphingosine biosynthetic process; ceramide catabolic process. Gene Ontology annotation, molecular function: N-acylsphingosine amidohydrolase activity. The transcript has 7 exons. Gene Ontology annotation, cellular component: extracellular region. The record is from RefSeq and is a predicted model, not a curated record. Bases 29 to 2272 code for a protein of 747 amino acids. Lineage: Eukaryota; Fungi; Ascomycota; Leotiomycetes; Helotiales; Hyaloscyphaceae.